Selaginella moellendorffii is the source of this 1908-nucleotide messenger RNA. RefSeq names its product G-type lectin S-receptor-like serine/threonine-protein kinase SD2-5. NCBI's taxonomy places the organism in Eukaryota, Viridiplantae, Streptophyta, Lycopodiopsida, Selaginellales, Selaginellaceae. Gene Ontology annotation, biological process: protein phosphorylation. The record is from RefSeq and is a predicted model, not a curated record. The transcript has a single exon. Bases 1 to 1908 code for a protein of 635 amino acids. Gene Ontology annotation, molecular function: protein kinase activity; ATP binding.
AUGGAGAAAAGCAGGCUGCAACUGUUGUACGCCUCGCAACCGUAUUGGAGUUUCGGUAAUAUUGGCAGCGGGGAAAACAUGUUUGCUGUGUUUUGCUGGCAAAACGAUGGUAACGUGUCUCUGGAUCUGCGAGCCAACUUCUCACAGAUUGAAACGAAGCAUGAUGACUUGGGCUUAGUGUUUUCCUGGUCAUGUUCCAGUCGAGGUUUAAGAGACCAAGUGAUGGAGUUGCCAAUAGAUGGGUCACAACUCACGGCCUCCACUUUCAUAAAGCUGAAACCGGACGGGGAUGUCGUCUUGUACUCCUGGAAUUGGACGGGUACAAACUGGAUAGAUUUCUUCAGGUUUUCGACUCUCUUCAAGUGCUUUCUUCCAAGUGGAUGUGGAAGAUACAGAACCUGCAAUUCAGCAUCAGGCGCAUGCGAGGAAACUUGUCCAGAUACCUUUGCAAGAAGAGGUGAAGACUGCCAGCCACCAUAUCCACUAGAGACAUGCGAAGACCAGCUCGAGUAUCGAUUCGUUCGAAGAGAGGGAGCUGAUUACUUCUCCACAAAUUAUUCCACUCCAGUUCCUGAAGCAUCAGUGGAGGCGUGUCAGGGGCGACGUGAGUCGAACUGCACCUGCACGGCGGCCUUUUAUAAUGACGGGAGCUGCUUUCUCACGCACGGCGACGUGCAGUCACUCCGAUCUGGGAAGUACGUUGCUCUGCUGAAAGUUGCCCGCCCUCGAAAGGUUUCCAAGACGCAACUCCAGGCCAUCACAUUGGGAGUACUUGUUCCAACAUUGUUCCUGCUGAUAGUCUGUCUCGGAUGGCACUGCCGGAGGAGAAAUAAGCAUGAUGACGACGAGGGAGAAGAAGAAAGCACCUUGCAGCUAUCCCUCAUGGCGGGUAUCCCCAGGCGCUUCAGUUUCCAGGAGCUUGAAGAAGUCACAGGGAAGUUCAGCAACUGCCUCGGGAAUGGAGGAUUCGGAAACGUUUUCAAAGGAUUACUUGCCGAUGGCACUGAAGUUGCUGUGAAGAAGCUCGAAGGCUCGAACCAGAAAAGUAAGGACUUUUUUGCGGAAGUUGGAAUUCUAGCCAGGACGCACCACUGGAACCUCGUCAAGCUGCUGGGAUUCUGUGCGCAAGGGCCCAGGAAAAGGCUCCUUGUGUACGAGUAUAUGAAGAAUGGCUCCCUAGAGCGGUGGAUAUUUGAAGACGACAGAAUUCCUGGGAAUAUUUCGUGGAAACUUAGAUUCAACAUCGCAAUAGGCACAGCGAGAGGAUUGAACUACUUACACGAUGACUGUGUUGAAAGGAUAAUCCACCUGGAUCUGAAGCCGGAGAACGUACUCCUCGACGAUGGUUUCCAGCCGAAGAUAGCAGACUUCGGAUUGUCCAAGCUCAUGGACAGGAAGGAAAGCCAGUUGCAGCUGACGAUUACGAGAGGCACCCCUGGCUACGUUGCACCGGAGUGUAUUCAGGAAGGAACGGUGACUGAAAAAACAGAUGUUUUCGGCUUCGGGGUUCUGCUGCUCGAGAUCAUAACAGGCUGCAAGAACAGGAACCUCUCAGGCGACUACCUGAAGGACUACUUGUUGGUUAGUAACAGAAACGGUAGUGCCGCUGCUCACCUCUCUGAAGAAGAGAACGAAAAGGAAAGAUUGAAGAAUGUUGCGGCGUUGUGUGUUCGAGACGAUCCAAACUUACGGCCCUCGAUAAGCAAGGUUAUACAGAUGAUGGAAGGAGUUACCGAGCUGCUUGAAGUACCUUUGGAAUCGGAGCUGAAUUUCUUUUUCGCUUACAGACCCAAAGAUCAGCUUAGCAGAACCGCAGCCUCGAACGUGACUUAUAGGAGUUCUGAUAAGUUGCUGAACUCAUCUUCCUCGUUUAAUGCCUUCUCACAAUCUAGCCUGAAUGCCCGAUGA